Solanum tuberosum (potato) is the source of this 1155-nucleotide messenger RNA. RefSeq lists its product as uncharacterized. Lineage: Eukaryota; Viridiplantae; Streptophyta; Magnoliopsida; Solanales; Solanaceae. Bases 1 to 1155 code for a protein of 384 amino acids. Gene Ontology annotation, molecular function: nucleic acid binding; zinc ion binding. The record is from RefSeq and is a predicted model, not a curated record. The transcript has a single exon.
AUGAUUGAUUCAUUGUUCAAACCACUUGCCUCACAUUUGACAAAGGGAGACAUAAAGUACUCACAAACAGUAGAUGUUGCAAGAGAAUUGGAGACUAGAUGGAGGGAUGAAAGAACAGUUAAAGUGCAAAAUAAAAGAACGAGGACCAUGGGAUUCUUUGAAGGGGAUAUGGGUACAAAACGAGGAUUUGGAUCUCAGAACCAUCCAAGGGCUUCCCAGACUGGAGGUGCAUCCAUCAUCCAGCCAUCCAACAAUGCUUCCACCUUAAAACAAAGUCGUAGAAGUCCCAUAUCAUCUACUGGACAGACUAACCGCACUACAACUAUAUGCCCUAGUUGUCACAAGGCUCAUUCAGGCCAAUGUUGGAGAGAGAUUGGUGCAUGCCUUCGAUGCGGACAGAUGGGACAUUACAAGAAGGAUUGCCCACGUUAUCUCAGGGGAUCUAAUCAAGCAUCAACAUCAGUAAAUAGUGCACUGACAAAUUCUGCCGCUUUUACCGCUAAGGAUAAUUUUGGGGCAGCCCGUAAAGGUGCCGAGAAUAGAAAUGCUAACGAUAGAGGACCAGGAACGAUCGGUAGAGACGAAUCUCGAGUGUUUGCUCUUACAAGGCAAGAUGUUGAGGCAUCAAAUGCAGUCAUUACAGGUAUACUUUCAGUAUGUUCAUUUGAUGCUAUGGCUCUAAUUGAUCCUGGAUCAACCCAUUCCUAUAUGUACUCAUAUUUUGCAAUAAGGUUUGAUAGAUUGCCAAAAUUAUUGAAAGAUCCCUUUUUAGUUGCUACUUCAGUUGGAGAAUCUUUACUGGUCAAGAGAGUGUAUCACUCUUGUCGACUUAGUGUUAAAGGAAAAGGCACAGUAGCAAAUUUGUUUGAGCUUGAAAUGGUGGAUUUUGAUCUAAUCUUGAGCAUGGAUUGGUUAGCUUCGUGCCAUGCAAUUGUGGAUUGCCAUUCUAAAAUAGUUCGCUUUAAUAUACCGGGUGAGCCUAAUUUCAUGUUACAAGGCAACCAAGUCUCAUCUCUGAAUAAUCUGAUAUCAUUCAUGAAUGCAAAGCGGAUGCUAAGCAAAGGUUGUCAAGGCUUUUUGGCAUUUGUCAGAGCUAUGAAGAUUGCGGUACCAGAAUUAGAAUCUGUUCAUAUUGUGAGUGAGUUUCAGACCUAA